AUGGUCGGAUAUCGCAGCCGGAGUCCGAGCCGGAGCUACAGCCCGCGGCGGCGGUGCAGCCGGAGCCCUCCUAGGCGCAAGCGCUACGACGACCCCCGCGACCGCUACCGCUGGGCCGGGGCCGGCGGAGGCGGGGACCGACGUGGUUACGGUCGGCCGUCGGCGCAGUCCGGUCUCCUCAUCCGCAACAUCUCCCUCACAGCCAGGCUAGAAGAUAUUCGUGUUCCAUUUGAGCAAUUCGGCCCUAUAAAGGACGUUUACCUACCGAGGAAUUUCCACACCAGGGAACUUCGUGGUUUUGGAUUUGUCAAAUUCCGCUACCCUGAGGAUGCUGCAGUUGCCAAGCAAGAGAUGAAUCAUCAAGUCAUCGGUGGUCGAGAAAUUUCAAUAGUUUAUGCUGAGGAGAAUCGAAAAACGCCACAAGAAAUGCGCAUGAGAACAAGGACAAGUGGUAGGUACAUGGAGGGAAGAUACACAAGACCAUCACUAUCAAGAUCUCCAAGGUCUCAUUCCCACUCUUAUUCGCCUUCGCCUUCUCCAGUUAGGCGUGACUUCAGGGGCAGGGGACGCCGGGAUGAUUAUUCCCCUGAGUACUCACACUCUUCACGCCCUCGGGACAACAGGCGCUACAGAUUCUAUGAAAUUGCUAAACACUUUGUGCUUGUGCUAAGUGAAAUUAUGUACUUGGAAGGAAGGAGGGAAGAAAACUGGGGAGGGGACGAGAGAUGGAUUUGGAAGGUAUUUUAUGUUGCCAUAAUUGGGGUGGCAUAUUUUAUAAUAGUGCAGACAUCUUUCAAGUACAUUCCUGGGUAUUAUGUGAGUGGAUUGCACAGAUAUCUGAGUGUUGUGGCUGUGGCUGUUGGUGCUAUACUCUUUGUGCUUACUAGCUUCUCUGACCCUGGGACUGUUACUGCUGACAAUGUUUCUCAAUAUAAUAAUUGCAUUGGGGAGAAAAAUACUCGCUAUUUUGUGGCCUUUUUAGUUUGGCAUUUUCUUAUAUGUCUGUACGGGGCAAUAAUCCUUGGCUUCAUUCUUGCUGGUGAAUUAAAAGAGCGGAAAAUUAUAUACAUUCUGACAGUUUAUUAUGGUAUCGAUAACUCAUUCUCGGGCUUGUUUCCACAUGUUGCACAGACAUUCAAAUGGCAAGACUAUAUCAUGUGGAUGAAAAAAGAAAAUGAAGCGAAGGCUGCUGCUGCUGCACUCGAGUCCAGCAUAGGCUCAGCCAAUAGUGAUGCACACAAAGCUCCUCCAAGCAAAUGGAGGGCGUUCUUCAUGAGAUCCCGAACACCAACCGUGGAACCAAUUGUGGAAAACAACAUAUAUGACAGAGGCAUGAUUAAAAACUUGUGCGAGGUGGUCGUCCCUUUAUCGGAGCGGAAGGCAUUUUCACGCAGGAGAUCGGAUUGA
Messenger RNA from Miscanthus lutarioriparius, 1407 nucleotides. The record is from the annotation of a GenBank genome assembly. Lineage: Eukaryota; Viridiplantae; Streptophyta; Magnoliopsida; Poales; Poaceae.